AUGGACCGCAGAAAGAUGGAGCGCUUCUCUUGCAGUGUGAUUCUGAUCAUGGCCAUUUCCAAAGCGUUUGAACUGGAAUUGGUUGCUGGCUUGGGCCACCGUGAACUUGCCAGGAGAGAGCCGCCCUUAAAAGAUGACAGCGUUCGGUCCCGGGAGGAGCCUGCAAUCCGUCACCGGUCUUCCCAGUUUGUGCCGUCCUUAGGAAUCCAGGAUAGUAAGGAGUUAAACAGAACUUGCUGUCUGAAUGGGGGAACCUGCAUGCUGGGGUCCUUCUGUGCCUGCCCCCCCUCCUUCUAUGGCCGCAACUGUGAGCAUGAUUCCCGCAAAGAGAACUGUGAGUCCGUGCCCCAUGACACCUGGCUGCCCAAGGGAUGUUCCAUUUGUAAAUGCUGGCGCGGCCAGCUUCACUGCUUUCGGCAGACAUUCCUACCGGGCUGUGAUGGCCACGUGAUGGAUGAGCACUUCCUGGUCUCCAGGACUCCUGAAUUAACACUGUCUUCCGGCACCACUUUUUCACUAGCUGGCGUCUGCCUCGCUCUACAAAGUUACUGUUAAUGGACAUUUGCAUAUGCAAUAUUUGUCAUGUGAGUUUCAUAACCUGUAAAGGCUGUCGUU
This is a messenger RNA of Neomonachus schauinslandi (Hawaiian monk seal), 615 nucleotides long. It is a transcript of the gene CRIPTO, whose product is annotated as teratocarcinoma-derived growth factor 1. Gene Ontology annotation, biological process: anatomical structure development. Gene Ontology annotation, molecular function: signaling receptor binding. Gene Ontology annotation, cellular component: extracellular region; cell surface. The coding region runs from base 1 to 555 and encodes 184 amino acids. The transcript has 6 exons. NCBI's taxonomy places the organism in Eukaryota, Metazoa, Chordata, Mammalia, Carnivora, Phocidae. The record is from RefSeq and is a predicted model, not a curated record.